AUGGCCAAUAAACAUAUUGACGAUUUAGAUUUAUACGCUAUUUUGGAUAUAGAAAUAAUAGCAACAGAAUCAGAAAUUAAAAAAGCUUAUCGUAAGAAAGCACUUCAGUGUCACCCCGAUAAAAAUCCAGACGAUCCAAAAGCAGCAGAAACAUUCCAUGAAUUGUCAAGGGCUCUCGAGAUACUGACAGACGUAUCGGCUCGGGCUGCGUAUGAUAAAGUUUUGAGAGCAAAAGCUGCUGCUAAACUACGCCAUAAGGAAUUAGAUAGUAAACGUCAAAAAUUAAAAGAAGAUCUAGAAAGACGUGAACGGGAAGCUGCUUCCGGGAAGGAAUCCAGCCUCACUGACGAGCAAAAACUUGCUGCCGAGAUACAAAGAUUGCAAAGAGAAGGCAGCCGUCUACUUCAAGAAGAACAACAAAAAGUUAGAGAGGAAAUCCAGAAAAGUCGGAGGUUGGAUGAAACUUAUUGGGAUCCUUGCUUGAACAGAAUAAAGAUUAAGUGGAAGGCAGAAAAGAAUGACCCAAAUAAUGGUGGUUAUAAUGAAUCAAUUUUAAGAAGAUGUUUAAAAAAGUAUGGCGAUAUAAUGGCUCUAAUUAUAUCACCCAAGAAAAGAGGGAGUGCAUUAGUAGAAUAUUCAACAAAGCAAGCAUCAGAAAUGGCCGUUGAGUUUGAAAAAGGUUUGCCAGAAAAUCCAUUAACCUUAAAAUGGUUAAAUAAAAAACCCAUUUUAACAGCAGAAAACAAACAAAGUGGACCAUCAUUAAUAUCGGAAAGAGACUAUGAAUCAAUUGUUUUAACUAAAUUGAGACAGGCAGCAGAAAGACAGAAAUUAAUAGAUGAAAUGAUGAAAGAAGAUCAAGGA
Iphiclides podalirius (scarce swallowtail) is the source of this 864-nucleotide messenger RNA. The record is from the annotation of a GenBank genome assembly. Lineage: Eukaryota; Metazoa; Arthropoda; Insecta; Lepidoptera; Papilionidae.